CUACUACUUUUACCAUUAUUUAUAUUCUGCUGAAAAUAAACCUAAUCACCUCUAUCUGCCAGGGACUUACACUGUGCUCUAAACCAAAUGCCUAAUGGCAAGGCACCAGGCCUGGAUGGAUUCCCUGCUGAAUUUCUGAAACAUUUCUGGUCCGUGUUAUCUCCACUAUUCUUCAUAACUGGCACAGAAAUAAAAAAACAAAAACAAAAAAAAAAACAGUCUAAUCCCUCCCCAUAUAAAAACAGCAGCAAUAAAAUAGUUACUAAAAACAGAAAACGACGCUACUUUUCAUCUAACUACCAGCCUUUGUCACUAAUUAAUACCAACAUUAAAGUUAUUCCUAAAGCACUUUCAUCUAGAUUAGAAACAGUUCUGCCCUCAAUAAAUCAUAAUGACCACACAGGAUUCAUCAAAGGCUCACAUUCUGCCAAUAAUAUUAGCAACCAAUAGCUCAACCCAAUUAGCCUGGCUCAACAUCACAAAACAGAAGAAAUGGUCAUGUUGCUACAUUCUCGAAUUUUGGCUUGAAAUCACUCAAAGAAAUUCCUCUAGCUUGGGUUGCAUAAUCCAAUUAUGUCCUCAUGUGUGCUUACUCAGUGACAUAACCUCAACUGUGAUUGGGCCAACUCUGUUUACAAAUUUACAAGUAUGGGGCCCAGCUGUCCCAGGUCAUCGGUUGCUUUCUGAGCCUCUGGAGUCUCCUUGGGUGGAUCCUCUGGGCUGUGCCACAUUUGUAAUGGAGGGCUCCUGGGCUUUAUCUAUUCUGCUGAUGUGACUCACUUUAUGAAGGACCACGGGGUCGAUGCCACUUCACAGACUGCAAACAUCAGACCAGCAGACAUGAUAACAAUCCCAGAUCUGAUCAGGAAGAAGAGGGAUGGAGGACAGUUAAGUGAUGACGAGAUCAAAGCCUUCAUCCAGGCCGUUAAAGAGAAAACCAUUCAGGACUCUCAGACAGGGGCCAUGCUGAUGGCUAUUUGGCUGAAUGGGAUGGUCUCCGCCGAGAUUAAGGCCCUGACCCGAGAGAUGAUGUCAUCGGGAGAAGUGAUGGAAUGGCCCGAUGAGUGGAAAAAUUUCAUGGUGGACAAACACUCGACUGGCGGGGUGGGAGAUAAAGUCAGUCUGGUGUUAGCGCCAGCGCUAGCUGCCUGCGGCUGUAAGGUUCCUAUGUUCAGUGGGCGGGGCUUGGCUCAUACAGGAGGAACUCUUGAUAAACUGGAAUCAAUUCCAGGAUUCAAGGUGGAGCAAUCAAGAGAGCAGAUCCUGAAGAUCCUGGACUCAGUGGGCUGUUGCAUUGUGGGUCAGACAGAGACUUUGGUUCCUGCAGAUCGAGUCCUGUACGCUCUGCGGGACAUCACCAGCACCGUGGACAGUUUACCUCUGGUUACUGGUUCGAUCAUCUCAAAGAAAGGAGCCGAGUCUCUGUCUGCUCUGGUGCUGGAUGUCAAGUUUGGACGAGCUGCUAUCUGCAAAGACUUUGAAAGUGCUACAGAACUAGCUCAGAUGCUAGUGGAAGCAGGAAACGGCCUGGGCAUACGUACAGCAGCUGUGCUCAGCGGCAUGAACAGUACGAUCGGUCGAUGUGUGGGAAACAGCGUGGAGGUGAUCGAAUCUCUGGAGACGCUGAAGGGAAACGGACCCGAUGACCUGAUGGAGCUGGUCACGACUCAGGGUGAUGACGUCGCUCAGCAGCUCUCGUCUGUCAGGGUUUGAUCACCAAAGUAACAACGUGUCUUAUCCGAGGCAUUAAAAAGGUCCUGAACCACAAAGGAACACCACUUUAUUAGGAACACCUGUGGCCAUUUUAUUAGAGACACAUACCCUGUGGUCAAUUUAUUAGGACCACCUGUGGCUCUCUAAAUGCAGGAAGCAUCUGAACCUUUUCAAAGUGGCAACUGUUUUUAUUAGCACACCCAUGGCCACUUUAUUAAGUACAGCUGCGGUCUAAUAACGUUGCAGCAUCUCUUUUGUGCCACCUGCCUGUUUACCUCUUCUAGCAGCAAGCCAGAUAAUUUGCAGUGUCGAGUUAACAUUAAAGAUUAUGGAUAAAUAAAAUGUAUCUUAUCUUCAUUCUUCUCCUAGCUCUAUAUAGUUUUAAAUAUUGCACUCCAUACAGAUGCCCUCUGAUUAAGAAAAAGAAAAUUAUUAUUUUACACAGUAUGCAGCCCCUCAGUUUACCUCCCGUCUCUUUAAGGUCCUCCUCCCUAAAAGCCUACUUUGUUCUGACUGAUCAGUUUCUGGCAGUCUACCGAGGAGCAGCACCCAAUGCUUGUGAGCUGUACUGCUUGUAUUUUUUGGACUUUGUACCCACAGGAACUACUGCCACAUAAUUCUUUAUCUUUUUUUAAAACUCUGAACUUGUUUAAUAUUGCAGAUCCGCAUUAACUUGCUAAUGGGGAUUUGCCGCGUUAAUGAGGUUAUGGUGU
Haplochromis burtoni (Burton's mouthbrooder) is the source of this 2426-nucleotide messenger RNA. Its product is annotated as thymidine phosphorylase-like. NCBI's taxonomy places the organism in Eukaryota, Metazoa, Chordata, Actinopteri, Cichliformes, Cichlidae. The transcript has 8 exons. The coding region runs from base 784 to 1713 and encodes 309 amino acids. Gene Ontology annotation, biological process: pyrimidine nucleobase metabolic process. The record is from RefSeq and is a predicted model, not a curated record. Gene Ontology annotation, molecular function: 1,4-alpha-oligoglucan phosphorylase activity. Gene Ontology annotation, cellular component: cytosol.